Messenger RNA from Notodromas monacha, 537 nucleotides. The record is from the annotation of a GenBank genome assembly. Lineage: Eukaryota; Metazoa; Arthropoda; Ostracoda; Podocopida; Cyprididae.
AUGACCAACCUGGUGAAAACUUGUGUUUCUUCUCUAGAGGAGCUAAUGAUCAUCUGUAAGGAUUACCAUGACCGCAUUUAUGUGUGUGAGGGUCAGAAAUGGGAUUUGGAGUAUGAAGUGCGAAAAAGAGAAUUUGAGGUAGAGUCUGGUCUCAUUCUUGGGGAAAUGUGUGUUUUCACUUCAUGUCCUGAAAUUAAAUUGCGUAUUUUUCCCUUUUCUCAUUUUCGUCACACCUGUUUCAAUUGGAAUGUCAAGAUCAACGAACUCAACAGCCAAGUUAACGACCUGAAGGGAAAAUUCAUCAAGCCAUCUUUGAAGAAGGUUUCCAAGUACGAGAAUAAAUUCGCCAAGCUGCAAAAGAAGGCAGCACAAUUCAACUUUGCCAACCAACUGAAGCAAGUCAAGAAGAAGGAGUUCACACUCGAGGAAGAGAAGGAAGAGGCAAACUUAAAUUUCUUUCUUCACCAGGAAAAGAAGAUCAAGACAGACUUGGGCCUCAAGAAGAAGGAGGACAAGAAGGUGGAGGAAGCAGAGUAG